Molecule: messenger RNA, 2689 nt
Organism: Daucus carota subsp. sativus
Lineage: Eukaryota; Viridiplantae; Streptophyta; Magnoliopsida; Apiales; Apiaceae
Product: protein FAR1-RELATED SEQUENCE 11-like
Exons: 4
Coding region: 157-2445 (762 amino acids)
Biological process (GO): regulation of DNA-templated transcription
Molecular function (GO): zinc ion binding
Source: RefSeq, a predicted model, not a curated record
ACAAGAAAAAAAAAAAGAGUAAGAAAUGGGGAAUGAGACGACAAAUUUAAUAGAACUGGCCCUAUUUAUCCAUCAAUCAUUUUGCUUCUUAACCUAGCUGCUCCGAUUACACGUGCCGGAGCUCCGGCAACUUUAUACGGUACAACAUAUAGUCUUAUGUAUGUAACUUCACACAGAAUGAUGCCUGAUAUAACAAGUUUAGUGAAGGAAACUUCUGAAAAUGGUACAGAUUUGUCAGCAGAUGAUAUUGGCAGUAUUGAGGAAAUACCCGAGGAUACAAUUCUCUCACGACAAACUUCUGUUAAUCUCAUUCCAUUUAUUGGCCAAAGGUUUAUCUCACAAGAUGCAGCGUAUGAAUUUUAUUGCAGUUUUGCUAAGCAAUGUGGCUUUUCAAUCAGGCGUCACCGUACGCGUGGAAAAGAUGGGGUGGGCAGGGGUAUUACAAGGAGGGAUUUCACCUGCCAUCGUGGAGGCUAUCCACAGUUAAAGCCGGCAGAAGAUGGAAAGCUACAAAGGAAUAGAAAAUCAUCGCGUUGUGGAUGUCAAGCCUACAUGCGCAUCGUGAAAAGGGCAGAUUUUGAUGUCCCUGAAUGGCGAAUUACUGGUUUUAGUAAUGUCCACAACCAUGAACUUUUGAGGGAAAAUGAGGUGCAUUUACUUCCUGCUUACUGCACUUUGUCUGGAGAUGAUAAGAGUCGUAUUUGCAUGUUUGCAAAAGCAGGGAUGUCAGUGAGACAAAUGCUAAGGUUAAUGGAGCUGGAGAAGGGUGUUAAGAUAGGUUGUUUACCAUUUACCGAAAUAGAUGUCAGAAAUCUGCUGCAAUCUUUUAGAAAUGUUGACCAAGAUAAUGAUGCUCUUGAUCUUCUUAAAAUGUGUAAGGAGAAAAAAGAUAAGGAUCCUGACUUUAAAUACAACUUUAAGAUUGAUUCUAAUAACAGGUUGGAAAAUAUUGCCUGGUCAUAUUCUUCAUCAAUCCGGGCAUAUGAGGCUUUUGGAGACGCCGUAGUGUUGGACACAACUCACCGCUUGGAUGCUUAUGAUAUGAUCCUGGGUAUUUGGGUUGGAGUGGACAAUCAUGGAUCAAACUGCCUUUUCGGCUGCGUGCUUUUGCGAGAUGAGAAUGUACAAUCUUUCUCCUGGGCAUUGAAGACAUUCCUUGGAUUUAUGAAUGGAAAGUCUCCACAAACAGUCUUAACUGACCAAAACAUGUGGCUUAAAGAAUCUCUUGCUGCUGAGAUGCCGAGCACCAAGCAUGCUUUCUGCAUUUGGCAUAUUGUUCCCAACUUUUCAAAUUGGUUUUCCAUACUGCUUGGUUCACAAUAUGAUAGAUGGAAGGCAGAGUUUCUGCGGCUUUAUGAUUUGCACUCUGUGGAAGAAUUCGAAUCAGGAUGGAGAGAGAUGGUUGACACAUAUGCACUACAUGGGAAUAAGCACAUUGCCAGCUUGUAUACCUUGCGUACAUACUGGGCACUGCCGUUCCUAAGAUGUUACUUCUUUGCGGGAAUGACAGGUACAUUUCAAUCAGAAGCAAUAAAUGCAUACAUCCAACGGAUCUUGAGUGCUCAGUCCGUACUUGAUAAUCUCAUUGAGCAGGUAGCUGCAAUGGUGGACAUGAAAGAUCGAGUAGAACUAAAACAGAAAAUGCAACGUAAGGACUACAGAGUUGUCCUAAAAACAGGUUCACCAAUUGAAUCUCAUGCAGCUGCUGUGCUCACACCAUUUGCCUUCUGCAAACUACAAGAGGAGCUUGUACUGGCACCGCAAUAUGCAUCUCUGAUGAUAGAUGAAAAUUACUUCAUUGUGAGACACCAUACACAGAUGGAAGGCGGUUAUAAAGUGAUUUGGGUCCCUCAUGAUGGGUUCACUAGUUGUAGCUGUCAUCACUUUGAGUUUACAGGUAUCCUUUGCAGGCAUGUCCUCCGUGUUAUAUCCACAAACAAUUGUUUCCAUAUUCCAGACCAGUAUCUGCACAUGCGUUGGCGUGAUAUCCCCUUACCUGUGGUGCAAACUCCAGCGUUAGGGGAGCAUACAGAAAAAGCCCAGUGGUUAAAGUCCAUGGUUUCAACGCUAGUUGCAGAAUCAAUUGAGACAGAGGAACGACUCGACUUUGCAUGUGAUCAUAUUGGUUUGGCAUUGACUCGCAUCAAAGGCCUCCCUGGACAGUCACAUCAUGCUCACCAUAUCUCUUAUAAUAGCCCAUCAGGUUCGUUGAUUCUCCCAGAGGUUGAAGAUUCUGAUGGUGUUGGUCAAAGUUUUACUAGAAUUCCACAUGAUUGUCUUGCCCUGGAAAAGCCGAAAGAGAGGAGAUCAAGAGAUGGGCUUGAUAUAUAUAGGAAGCGGCGUCCUUGCCCAAUGACUUGUUGUGGGCAGUUUGAACACGAUGCUGAUGAUUGCCCGCUUUUAGGAGGUGAUGAACUAAAUGUGGACAACCUAGGUUUUCCGUAGGUAAACAGAAGAAGUUCAUUGGUACUGCCUGAUGGUCCACCAAUUUUAAAAUACUGCAACAAUCACACCCCAAGUGCUACCAGCACUUUCCAAAUAGAUUGUACUCCUGGAUUUAGCAGGCUGAAGUAUAUAGUUUGAUGUAUGUUCAUACUAGCGAAGCGGAGUAUUAUUUAGUUUGUCUUGUAAUUUAUGCACUGAAUGUGUUGGUUACAGUUUCAGAAUGAUAAUUCUUUGCCAUUUCUUA